UCAGGCUGUCUAGUCACAGAGGAAGGCUGUGCUUCUCUGGUCUCAGCUCUGAGGUCAAACCCCUCACACCUGAGAGAGCUGGACCUGAGCUACAAUCACCCAGGAGACAAGGGAGUCAGACUGCUCUCUGCUGGACUGGAGGAUCCACACUGCAGACUGGAGAAACUCAAUGUGGAACAUGGUGGAGAGAACAGAAUGAAACCUGGGAUUAGAAAAUAUGUCUGUGAUCUCACACUGGACCUAAACACAGUAAACCGAUGCCUCUCUCUGGCUGAGGAGAACAGAAAGGUGACAUGGAGGAGAGAGGAGCAGCCGUAUCCUGAUCUCCCAGAGAGAUUUGAGUACUAUGAACAGGUGCUGUGUAGAGAGGGUCUGACUGGGCGCUGUUACUGGGAGGUAGAGUGGAGUGGGGGAGGGGCUGAUAUAGGAGUGACAUAUAAAGGAAUCAACAGGAGAGGAGGGGGUGAGGACUGCUGUUUUGGAUUCAAUGACAAGUCCUGGAGUCUGAUCUGCUCUGACAUCAGUUACACUGCCUGUCACAAUAAUAAUGUCACUACCAUAGACGUCCUCUCCUCCAGUUCCCACAGAGUAGGAGUGUAUCUGGACUGGCCAGCCGGCACUCUGUCCUUCUAUAGAGCCUCCUCUGACACACUGACCCACCUGAUCACAUUCACCUCCACAUUCACUGAGCCCCUCUAUCCAGGGUUUAGGGUUUAUCAUGAAGAGUCCUCAGUGUCCCUGAAAUUAUACCCGUGGUAACACAAAUAAUAACCUGGCACACACGCUGGACACACACACACACACACACAGGACACACACACACACACACACACACAGGACACACACAUACUAGACACACACACUGGACACACAUACACACAGGAAACAGUUCUUCCAUGGUCUGCAUACUCAGCAGACAUGUCACCCGUUCUGGAUCGAUGUGUACGACAGCGUGUUCCAAUUCCCGCCAAGAUCCAGCAACUUCACACAGGAAGAGGUCAACAUUCCACAGGCCACAAUCAACAGCCUGAUCAACUCUAUGUGAAGGAGAUGUGUUGCGCUGCAUGAGGCAAAUGGUCACGCCAGUUACUGACUGGUUUUCUGAUCCACACUCCUACUGUUUUAUUAAGUUAUCUGACAAAUAUAUUUGUGUUCCCAGUCAUGUGUAAUCCAUAGAUUAGGGCCUAAUGAAUUUAGUAUUUCAAUUGACUGGUGGCCUUAUAUGAACUGUAACUCAGUAAAAUCUUUGAAAUUGUUACAUGUUUUGUUUAUUGUUUUGUUCACUAAAAAGAGCAGUUGUAAAUGUUUCAUUCCAUCCCAUCCUUUCACUAAAUGGUAGUAACACUAAGUCAUUCCAUCCCUUCACUAAAUGGUAGUAACACUAAGUCGUUCCAUCCUUUCACUAAAUGGUAGUAACACUAAGUCAUUCCAUCCUUUCACUAAAUGGUAGUAACACUAAGUCAUUCCAUCCUUUCACUAAAUGGUAGUAACACUAAGUCAUUCCAUCCUUUCACUAAAUGGUAGUAACACUAAGUCAUUCCAUCCUUUCACUAAAGCUCUAAAGUAACUUUUUAUUGACAGAUGCCUCAUUUAAAUGUUCUGGAUUUUGAUGAAAGGAAAUCCCAUAAAGCCUACUGGCCAGGACUUUGUUAUGACAUCUUCUGAUUGUGUGUCUCAGAUCAGGACUUUGUUAUGACAUCUUCUGAUUGGGUGUCUCAGUUCAGGUCUGAGCCAUGAUCAGAAUGUGUCUGUCUAUUUCCAGCCCUGCCAUUUCUACCUGUCCUGAUCUAGUGUUUGACCCCUGACCUCCUCACAUCGUCUCACUGUCCAUGUCUGCUUUUAGCUCCCACCUCUACUUCACUGUGUUAUAAUGGACCUUAUGCUUGUUAUGUCACCUCUGUAACCAGGUAUCAAACAUACUGACCUUUCUGACCCUGUCCCAUGGCCCUACUUCACUGUGUUAUAAUGGACCUUAUGCUUGUUAUGUCACCUCUGUAACCAGGUACCAAACAUACUGACCUUUCUGACCCUGUCCCAUGGCCCUACUUUCUAGAACUGAACAUUUAAAUUCCUCUACAAGUUUUGUUUUGUUUCCACUUACUUAUUUAUGUAUUUGUUGUAUAUUGGGGUUGUGCCGCAGAGCAUCAUGGGGGUUUGUAUGUGUAGAGAUGAUCACGUUCCAGAUAAAUGGUUGAACUGA
Molecule: messenger RNA, 2200 nt
Organism: Oncorhynchus nerka (sockeye salmon)
Lineage: Eukaryota; Metazoa; Chordata; Actinopteri; Salmoniformes; Salmonidae
Product: stonustoxin subunit beta-like
Exons: 3
Molecular function (GO): protein binding
Source: RefSeq, a predicted model, not a curated record